Messenger RNA from Durusdinium trenchii, 1155 nucleotides. The record is from the annotation of a GenBank genome assembly. NCBI's taxonomy places the organism in Eukaryota, Dinophyceae, Suessiales, Symbiodiniaceae.
GCAAACCUUGCAUGGGAAGCGCAGCUGCCCGCAAACCAAAUUGGAGUGCAUCCUGAAAACAGAGACGGGUGUGGCAUUCUAGUGUCGCACGUGCAGCGCUUGAUCGAGGAGCUGUGUGAGCUGGGAUAUGACAGCCAGCUGACUCGCAACAUCUGCGUUGAGAUUCCGCAUGACCGGGCGAUCAAGGCCAUCGCAGCCGGGUGCCAGCAUCAGUCGGCUCAGCUGACGAUGGAUGGCAGCCUGAGCAUGGCCAAGAUCAAGGAGAAGUGCCCUGAGCUGGCACGGGUGGCAGAGCAAGGACAGAUGUGGGUGGUCCUCAGCUCACAUGCCAUCAGCAGGUUUCCUGCAAUCCCACGGCUGGUGCAGUCAGCGGCCAAUGCAAGCACUCACUUGGCCGCUGCAGAGAGUGAGCUGCAGCUUGCAAGGAAGGUGCUGAGGGCAUACCUGAGCGCAAGCGAGACGAAAGCUAGCGGCGUGACAUGGCUGGACAUCAGCAGUGAGGUGCUGCGGAGCAAGCCACCUCACAUGAAGGUUGCCCCUGCAAUGUUCAAGUUCAUCAUGAACUAUGCAGGUGGCAAGAGCGGUCACAUGUUGAGCGCCACUGAGGCGUUUGUGAACACUUGUGGUGUGAACAAGAGCCUGGGAUUUGAGCUCUGGGAUUGCAUCUCCCAGGAGAGCAAGGGGAAAUCGAAGAUCCCGAGGCUGCUGGCAAGGCACGCGGCGCUGAAGCUCGCGUACCUGCAGGAGGAUGUGUUGGUCACCUGCGCUGACAUAAAGAAGCUCUUGGCAGGAAAGGAGCUGCAGCCUGAGGUGGACAAGAUGGAGAGCAUCAUCCUGCAGAUCCACAAGAUGGGAAAGGGGCAUGAGGGUGCAUGCAGUGGAGCCACGUUGGUGAUGCUGAGUGCCAGCUCGUGUGGCGGUGCCUCGACAAGAAGCACAGGAGCGUGGAGUGGAAGCACAAGAGCUUGGAGGAGGUGGGUCAUGAGUUUGUGGGGCGCCUCUGGACCGCAUCACGACUGUGCAUUGACAGAUCUACAUACCUCACCUUUUUCAUCGGCAAGCCACCUUGGACGCGCUUGGUGUGCCAUGGCAGCUCUUCCGGACUCGCCGGAAGAUGACGAGCUGGCGAUGUUCCUGCAAAGGAACGUCGCCCAG